ACACUUCUUUAGUUUGCCUCAGCCGCACAAAACCCUCCAACUCCGUCUCCAUCUCCGGCUCCGGCUCCAGCUCCGACACAUCUCUCUAAAUCUUCGUUUUUCAAUCUCUCCCUCCGUCAGUCCACGGCGCCGCUCCUUCGUUUUCUCCUAAUUCGGUCAGUCUUGAAAAGCACACAAUUUCUUUGUUCAGAACAACCGAGUUGUUAAAAUGAACUCUGUGGCGAAGCAGGCAUUAACCCUGUUGAAACAACCGAAUCAACAACUUCAACAAUGUAGAGGAAUUAGGGUUAAGGUGCUUAACGGCAACCUGGAGCGUGCCCUAACGUUUAUGCAGCGGAAGAUGCAGUCGAGUGGGAUCGAGCGACUUAUUAAGAACGAGCAGACUCAUCACAUCAAGAACUCAGAGAAGCGAGUUUUGGCCCGGAAGAACCUCGAGCUUAAGAUUCGAUCCCAAGAGCUUGCUCGUAAGCUCCGAGCUAUCCUCAUCAAGAAAGUCAGGGGUCUAUGAGACUAGAGCUGGAGUUUUUUACUUGAUGGGAAGCAGAGACUAUAAAUGUUGUUUCUCCGGAAGAUACCUCAAGACAUGUUCAGAAUUUGCCUAUUAUUCUUGGAUAUUGAAACUUUCAACGUUUUGUAGUUAAACUUCAUUGGCACUCCCAGCUUUGAAAUUUGCUUGGCGCUUUGUUGUUUAUGGGAAAGCAUGCACUUGUAGAGUUUUUUUUUUGUUCUUCAAAUGCAUUUAAUAAUAAAUGACUUUCAGAAUGA
Humulus lupulus (European hop) is the source of this 765-nucleotide messenger RNA. RefSeq lists its product as uncharacterized. Gene Ontology annotation, cellular component: ribosome. Gene Ontology annotation, molecular function: structural constituent of ribosome. Lineage: Eukaryota; Viridiplantae; Streptophyta; Magnoliopsida; Rosales; Cannabaceae. Gene Ontology annotation, biological process: translation. The record is from RefSeq and is a predicted model, not a curated record. Bases 209 to 508 code for a protein of 99 amino acids. The transcript is spliced from 3 exons.